AUGGAGCCCUCUCCUCUCACCCAGCAAGCCCGCCCCGAAGUCUUUCAACAAAAAGUGGUUGCUCUGUACGAGGAGCUCUUCAAGGAUGAAGAAGAUCAUGAGAAGACAGAGGGAUACUGGAAGGAAUUCUUUCUGCUGAAGCCGGACAAAGCGACUCUGCAGAAACUGAUUGGAGAAUUGAGUCCAGACGACUUAUUGCAUCUGCAGGUGCAAACUCGACAGCUGUUUACUAGAGCGGUAGGACGCGUCAAAGCAGGAAGUGCUCCAGCAGAUGCGCAUGCUCUCGAUACCAUCACAGCUUUCCUCACCUCGGUCCUCUCGAAGAAGUAUACCAAUGCGAGCUCAGAUAUAAUAAAUGUCCUGGCAGGGUUGGAUGAGGUAGAUGCUGUUUUCACGGACUUUGUUGCUGCGCUGGACGUCACAAUAAGGACUGGCAGAAGCUUGGAUAUUCGGCAAAAGGCAAUUGAGGUCGCUUUGUCGGUCGUAUCGGGUGCAUACCAGACGAGCCUGCUCUCUUACUUCACCCAUCGCGAUUUAUUCCCUUCUCUCAUGAAAUAUAUUCAAGAUUCAGAUACCACUUCCCGCGCAUUCGAACCCUUUACCCUCCUCGGCCUCCUUGCCAAUUACAACAAAUUCGAAUUUCAGAACCCUUACAGAUUACGACUUGAUGAUUUUGUGAAUGAAGGCACAAUACAGAAGAUAAUACGAUCUGUGGGACAAACGGGCUCGAAUUCCCGAAGCAAAUAUGUGGCUGUUCAAGAGGAUCUGCCAGAGGGAUGGUCAAUCAGUGGUACUCUGAGCCUGAUUGGAUUGGGUGCCAUUGCUCCAGGGGGCGCGAAGCCUGUGGCCCCAGUUAUUGAUCCUGAAGUUGCGAAAGAAAUGUUUUCGAAACUUCCUGGAAGCGAAGCAGCUGUUCUGCUUGCAACAUAUGACUUUGCACAUGCAAACAAACUAUUCUGCUUCAAUUUUGUCUCUUUACCAGCCGAAAAGGGCCUUGAAGCUCCUAUCAGCAGCUUCAUUUCACUCACAUCAUAUCUGCUACAACAUGCUCAUACGUCUUUGAGAAAUACGCAAUACUCACAUCUCAAUCUACUCAUCAUACGGUUGCUGAUAGAAGACCAAGUCCUUUGCAAACGGAUAUGUAGCGAUGAAAGCAAAAUGCCAGUUCGGCUAUGUCGACAAAGAUCACCAUAUUUACCUUUGGUUCGUGGUGACAGAGUGCUUGCAGCGAGCCUCCUGGAUACGAUGAUUGAUGGAAUUAACCACAAUUUACGGCGGCGUCUAGAUGUGGAGCUUUACAUUGUCUGUGUUGGAAUUAUAUUGAGAAUCAUAUCUCAUCUGUCGAGAUCUCGAACACGGCUCAACUACCAUUGGUCAGAGUUAUUCAGGUCACUCCUGUCCCUUGUUCGCUUCCUGACCACCUACCAAGCGGAUUUGAAGAGCUCAAUGCAUAUCGAAACUCUUCUUGACGAUCUCGUCAAUCUGAUCGCCUUGUCGCUUUCAGCAGGCGAGUCCUUCCUGCCGACACCAGCGGCGUACGACGAUCUGUUCUACAAGCUAGUAGAAACAGGCGAGAACUUGGUGAAAUUCAGAGACAGUUACGACCUGGGGAAACGACCGACGAGCUCGAUAGAUACGUUGAUUAGUGUCAGCACACACUACAAUCAACUCUUGGAAGACGGCGCAUCCAGACGAGGAAAGCAUCUUACGAGUGCACAAGUUGCAGGUGUGAUCAAACAAGGAUAUGAGACUCUAAGCAUUCAAGCGAAAGAGGGAUUGGAUAGUUGGGACAAGUAUCGCGAGGCGGAUAGGAGGACCUUCUUAAAGAAGAUGGCGAGAACGACGGUUGGCGAUGUCAAGACUUUUAUUAGCGAGACUUGA
This is a messenger RNA of Cadophora gregata, 1881 nucleotides long. RefSeq lists its product as uncharacterized. Lineage: Eukaryota; Fungi; Ascomycota; Leotiomycetes; Helotiales; Ploettnerulaceae. Gene Ontology annotation, cellular component: cytosol. The transcript is spliced from 7 exons. The record is from RefSeq and is a predicted model, not a curated record. The coding region runs from base 1 to 1881 and encodes 626 amino acids. Gene Ontology annotation, biological process: regulation of Golgi organization.